Athene cunicularia (burrowing owl) is the source of this 5924-nucleotide messenger RNA. It is a transcript of the gene CCDC51, whose product is annotated as coiled-coil domain containing 51. NCBI's taxonomy places the organism in Eukaryota, Metazoa, Chordata, Aves, Strigiformes, Strigidae. The record is from RefSeq and is a predicted model, not a curated record. The transcript has 5 exons. The coding region runs from base 1614 to 2864 and encodes 416 amino acids.
GUUUUACUUUUUUUUUUUCCCCAAAUUUUCUGCCCUAUCCCACUGGGGGCGAGGGGAGUGAGCAAGCAGCUAUGUGGUGCUUAAUUACUGGCUGGGGUUGAACCACAACAGAGGAAAAGAAAUAUUAUUACAUCAUGUUUGAGACACAGGAUUCUGUAUAUACAUCUUGUAUGAUUUACUUUUGCAACACCUGAUUUUGCAGGUUCAUGUUCAGUGUAUGAUCUAAGUCUCAAAUCCUUUCAGGUGGACCUGGAGUUUAGCAGUUUAGCCAGUCAUUCUCCUUGUAUUUUUAUAAGUUAGUCUUACCAAAGAAAGUGACUUAAGAGUACAUGCUUAAUUAAUCAAUUUUUUCAAACUUUCUCCAACUUGUUAAGAUUACUUUGACUACUGGUCUUGUCCUCUGACAGUCUGUGGCCCUUCCAAACUUCUGUUUUCCACCAGAAGAAUAAACCAUACUGUCAGUCAACCAGCCAAAUGAGGCACUAAUCAAAAUAUCAAAUACAAAAUUUUGCAAAACCCCACUCCAUAUGUCAUUGCAGUCACAGACUGAACUGUUAGUAACUGCUUUUAGAACGUGGCAUUCCAGCAGGCUGUACGUUCACCUCCCAUCACCUUAUGGGUCCUGUUCCUGCCCUGCCCUGAGGACACCACCAGAGCCAGCAUCGAGAACCUCACGUCUGCUGGUUUUCUCCUCACUGCCUGCUACAGACAGAACUGCUUUUGUUUGCCACAGCUGUACUAAAAUCCAUACUGGCUAUUAAUUUUUACAUUAUUAUCACUUGGAUCCUGUAGCACUUAAUUGGUUCUACCAUUUCUCUAAAAGACAUUUAUCUUAUUCUAAAGCUUGUUUAGAAAACUCUGAUUUUUUUUCCUCCUUUUUCAAAGAGACAUGGUAUUUAUCUAUAUUAUAUAUAUAUAUUUAUAUGACUAGAUGAUCUUCAAGGUCUUUUCCAACCUAGAUGAUUCUGUUUUCAAUCAUUGGUGUCUCAUCCAUCCUCCACUAUCCUCAGAAAUAACAGCUUACGCCCAUACUCUGAGCUUUUAUGUUUAAGUAUCUCUAAGACGAUUCACUAGUACCUCGUUUGAGCUGUGUAUUAAUCCCCGCGUUUUGUGUCCUGUCCUAGGCUCCUGUGACCGCGUUAAUUUGUUAGACCUCCCAUCACAGCCUGCUGCCGUGGCGAGGACAUUGCAGCCUUCUCCGUGGCAUUGGACUCCUCCGUUAGCCAGCACUGCUGCGUUUACCCUGAACGCAGGCGGGAUGUCAGCAGAAAAAAAUAAACAAACCACCGGAAAACCGGGGCCGCGGAAAGCAGCGCGUCACCUCUUGAACUGUUAGUACCUGUGUCAUGGCACACCAUACUAAAGUCUGAAAGCACAAAGCAAAAUUUCAUAUGGCAAUCACUUCUGUGCUGAAGCAUUAAAUUACUCUACUCUGAGGCUACUCCUGCUGGUACUGGAUCUGCAUAUAAUCACUGUUCAUGCAGAGAGUGAAUUAACAAUGAGGCAGCAUGGUGGGAGUACUUACAACAGAAAAGCAGGAAUCUGUGGCAGAACUGCCCUUUGUUGAAAAUUGUGGAAAAUUCUCUAGUGAUUAAAUUCAAGACGCGGGGCCAAUGAAAUAUAAGUCAAGUGUGUCGUCGGUGUCCUGUGGCCUGCAGUAUCCCCAUUUGUGGAUAAAGUGGAGUCCAAAAAUGAAUUUAUACAUAGUGCGGACUUACUGCUCAUCAGCACCGAGGAGGCCUGAAGCCAAGUCUGCGAUAGAAAUGGCCAUGAGCCGUCUUAAUCGGCUGACAGAAGCUGGGACUGUUAUGGGAAAAAACUCCCUUCAGAAGAUGUCUGCAACAUGCAAGAGUUGGUGGGACAGAUAUGAAGAGUUUGUUGGAAUUAAUGAAGUUCGAGAGGCUCAGGGAAAAGUGACAGAGGCUGAAAAUGUCUUUAUGAUAGCUCGAGGGAUAGUACGAGAGGCUCGUGAAAACGUGGAAGCCCAGCAGAUCAAACUGAAGGAAAUUCGGGACCGCUUGGACAGGGUCUCUCGGGAUGACACCCAGUAUUUAGAACUGGCUACUCUGGAACACAGGUUGCUGCAGGAAGAGAAGAGGUACCGAGCUGCAUAUUUAAAUGCAGAAGAAUCUGAGAGAGAAAAAUUCUCUCUCUUUUCUGCAGCUGUAAGGGAAAGCCAUGAGAAAGAACGAACAAGAGCUGAAAAAACGAAGAACUGGUCUAUUAUUGGUUCUAUACUGGGAGCCAUCAUAGGUGUUCUUGGUUCCACCUAUGUUAAUCGAGUAAGGCUGCAAGAAUUGAAAGUCUUGGUGCUUGAAGCACAGAAGGGGCCAAUAAAUUUGCAAGAAGCUAUCAAAGAACAGGCCUCCAGCCAUCACUUACAGCAGAAGGAUCUCAGUGACGUCAUAGCAGAGCUGAAAAAUGUGCUGCAAACCAGGAUAUCACAGGAAAUAAAAGAAGGUGCUUUGUUAACCAGAGAAGACAGGAAUGACUCCAUAAAACUUGAUUCUCUUUUAAUUCCUUUAAAUGAACAGCUAAACUACACUAAACAAGUCAGUUCAUGUCUAGGGAGUUUACAACAGCAGUUUAACAGUCUCCAGGAAAGUAUAGCACAAAUGAUUUCUGAGAUGCAGAGCAUUAAACUGGCGGUCCACAUGAGACCUACUGAACGAGUGACCCCAAGGGCUUCAGUGGAGGGUAAGGGCCAGGCUUCUGCCGUGAGAGAUGUGAUUUUAGAAUUGUGUGAUACCGAGCGGAGACUCGAAACUCAAAUCAAGAGAAAUUCUCUUUACAGCACUGCGUUGACAUGUGCUAUGUUUGCAAUUACGGUGCCAGUACUCUAUAUUAUACUUAAAGGGAACUGAUCUCUAAUUAAUUGCCACAAUUUACUAGAUUAAUAAAACUUGCGCUCUAAGUACUUAGAGUACAAGUCCAAAUAAAGUUGUGUUAACAUUUCUCGUUACGCUUUCUCCUGUAUAUUUGGAAAACUUGUAAAGAGUUGGUCCAUCUACUGCUGCAGGCUCUGUGUUUAACAGUCUGUUGUGUGUUAUGGUUUUUAACUCCGAGCAAAGGGAAGUCCACAGUUUCAUCCGUUGGUUUCUUUCACUGUUUCACUCUUACUGUCUAGUCUCCUAUAUCAUGCCAAUCAGUGACUUUCACUCUGGAGUUAUAUUUGUGAUUUUCUGUUCAAAUGAUUCUUUCAGUAUAUCAUUGAUCUAAGUGCUUUGUGUGUAAUCCUGUAUAAUUUUCCUCCUGAUUGCUUUAUAGUUCUUCAGUUUGUCCAUACACAAAACAUUAGGAGUCAUUUUACUAAACAGGUAGAAGUAUUUUCCCUGAAGUUUAUGGUUGGUUUGUUGUUUUGUUUGGGUUUUUUUUUUGUCUCUUCUAGAUACAAGGGCGUGACUUGCAGUGUGACAGACAGCAGGGCCAUGUAAAUAAGGAGGGUUGAAGUUACCACGAUACACUGUAGCUGUGCAGCCAGAUGAUGUGUUUAAAACACGUUUAAGUUACAUAUGCUAACUUUUACUUAGGGCACUUUAACACAAAGUAUCCAAAGCAUUUCUGGAGUGUCAUCUAUGUGUUACUGACAGCUCCAUGUCCUUAAAAGCUUGAAGGCUGGGAGAGAGAAAAAGGGCUCAAAUACAAAAAUAUCUUAAGUAUGAUGAUGUUUAUUCUGCCAAUACAAGCCAAUUAUCUGUUCUCUACAGACUCCAUAACCCAUCAGUCGCUAGGCAUUUUCUGGAUUUAGUAAUCAUCUAUGGAGCAAUCACUUUCUUAUCCUUACUAGUAUCUCAUGGGAACUUUCUGUGGGUUUUAUUCUUUUUUCAGUUUUGUCCUAUCUGGAAAUUGAAAUGCUACUCUACAGCAGGUGCUUUUAAGCUGGUAUGUUAAUAGUAAUAGCGUUACGCAAAGUAUUUCAAAAUACUAUCUGGAAAAAAAUGAAAGGUCCGGCUACUUGGUUUUCCUGGGAGGAUGAAGAAUGGCUGAUUGAGAGAAAAAUGCUUGUCUGAAGAGCUAAGCAUCAGUAUCUGUGUGUGGCCUCACAGAAAGUUGUUGGUAUCGCUGUGAUAAGAAAUAGUUUUCUCGCUGAGGUGGUAAUGGAUAAGCAAAUCAGAUGUCGAACUCCUGCUCUACAAGAACUUCUGUGGAGCCUUUGCAAACAAAUCACUUCAUGCUGUAACACCUUUGUGAAAGCAUUUCAGAAUGACUUAAGUUGUUUUUAGUAUACAGUCUGCUAUGGCUUUAUUUUUUUUUUUUAAUAAGCUCUUUCUAGUUUCUUCUGCCCGGUAACCAUAUUAAAAGAGUUUCAGGGUUUGACUAUAAGCUCCCAAGACUGAGACCUUUGGGACAGGGACAUUUGCUGUAUGAGGCACCAACUUCAUUAGGUGCUAUUAUAACAAGACCAAAUAAACAAUGUUAGGAAACAUCUGUGAUGAUUCACUACCUAUAAGAGAGAUGAAGUAUGCAAAAGAUGGUUUGGGGAAGGACCACUGCUGAUUUAUAUGCUGAUUGUCUGGAGUGUAAAAUGAAUAACAAGCAUUUGUCAGGGAAGGUGUAUCUGAUGGCUUGAGAACUGAGAUAAAAAUUUCCAUACACUUAGCUACAUCAAGAAGUGUACAUACAGAUCAAUACAAUUUUUCAAAUUGAUAAUAUUUCAUUUUCUCAUUUCACAAAUAUUUUUACAAGUUAUACUUCUUGGAGGAGCUUGAUGAAAAUCAGACAAGUGUGUAAUUAAAGGGAAAGGCAUAAUAUGAUGGUUCUGUCUGUAAUUUGCCAGCACUAGUCAGAGAAUUUUGUUCUCUUUUGUUGUUGGUUUUUUUUUAAUUCAGUUUAACGAUGUAGAGUUAGGUCCCCCCCUCGUUAUAGAAAUGACUGAAUUUUAGAUACUCAGCACCACGGAAAAGCUGAAUUAUAUAUAUAUGUGUGUGGUUUUUAAAUGCUGAAUGUUAGGCAGCUAAACUUGAAAGUCAAGGCAGCAUCAGAAAGGAGUGCGUCUGCAACUAUACUUGUAUAUAAUAAAUCAGAGAAUACGCAUCCAAGGGUUGUUUAUUGCUCUGAAGAGAUCUGCUUUUCACCCAUUUAAAGAAGGUAUGAUAGGUGGCUUUAACAUUACAUAGUUACGGGAAGAAAAUGUCAGUCAAUGAGAACAGUAGCAAAUAAAUCUGUGAUAAAUGAUUGUUUGAAAUACACAGCCUGAAAUUUGAGAAGAGCUGGAAGGUGCGAUGUGUAUCGAGAUGAAAAUAAUUGGAUCUCAUCCUUCGUAGGGAGUUUGGAAGUUUCAGGAACAGAUUCUGUGUGCAGCGUUGUGCAGCUGGCAGAACUCAUUGUUACAAGUGAUUACUGUGGUUCUCUUAUGUCUGCGCUUCCUUGCUAAAUCCUUGUAUGUGAAGUGACAGCAGAAUCAUUUCAAUUAGGGAAAAAAACCUUGUAAUUAACUGUGUCUAAUAAUUAGGCUGGCAGAUUUGUAUAUUCCCUCAAUCCUGGAUUAAUCAUCCCUCCAUUGUGGCAAUGAUCUAAACGUGUAGUUUGAAUUCUGCGCCUUAUGUAUACCCCAAAGCCAGAAGGUGUGGCUGCAACAGUAACAGCUGUACCUGAGCUAGCUGAAGGCAAUAUCCAGGAAAAUACAUAAUCUGUUCAGUAUUUUAUGCUAAACCUUUGUCAUGGUAACGAAGCAGCAGCAAAUAGACAAGUUAGAACAAAUCAGCACAGCUGUGUAGAGGUGUGGGCGCUCACGUUACUUCAGGUCCAUUUGCACUACCAGCAGUGAUUUACACAAUGCACAGUGACAUCUCAGUGCAUGUUUCCUGAUGAUUCAGCUAUGGCUAAAUGAAUAGUUUGUUGCCUGUGCUGUUCUGGGAUGUUUUAUUUAAAACAAAACAAAAGUUUUCUGUUGCAUACCUGUGGAUUUUUAACAAAGUUUGUAA